AUGGCCGUCCCGCCCAAGUUCGCCGCCCACAAGCUCGAGUUCGGCUCCCCGCCCGCCGCGCACACGGCCUCGUCGCCCUCUGCCUCGUCGGUCCCGCACACGACGCACACGCUCGAGCUCUACGUCGACUACUGCUGCCCCUUCUCCGCCAAGCAGUUCCUGACGCUCACGCGCGACGUCUUCCCCCUCGUGCGCGCCAACCCCUCGUGGGCCUCGCUCCUCGCCGUCGUCUUCCGCCAGCAGGUCCAGCCCUGGCACCCGAGCUCCACGCUGCUGCACGAGUCGGCCCUGGCCGUCCUGCGCCUCGACCCGGCCAAGUUCUGGGAGUACAGCGCCGCCCUCUUCGACGCCCAAAAGGACUUUUUCGACGUCAACGUCGUCAACGAGCCCCGCAACCAGACGUACCGGCGCCUCGCCAAGCUCGCCGCCCAGAGCGUCGGCCUCGACGAGGCCAAGGUCUACGCCCUCCUCGAGGUCCCCGACAGGCCCGCCCAGGACGGCUCCCUCAACGUCGGCAACCAGGUGACCAACGACCUCAAGCUGCUCACCAAGAUGAACCGCCUCGUCGGCGUCCACGUCACGCCCACGGUCGUCUUUGAUGGUGUCGUCCACGACACCAGCUCCAGCUGGUCCGUCGACCAGUGGAAGGAGUGGCUCGACAAGAAUGUUGUCUAG
Messenger RNA from Purpureocillium lilacinum, 675 nucleotides. RefSeq lists its product as uncharacterized. NCBI's taxonomy places the organism in Eukaryota, Fungi, Ascomycota, Sordariomycetes, Hypocreales, Ophiocordycipitaceae. The record is from RefSeq and is a predicted model, not a curated record.